AUGGCACCUAAAUCGCGAGGGUCAGCCGGCAGGUUAUGGGAAAAUCUCGAUCCACCACUGUCAGAAUGGAUUCUCGAAGCAAUGUCGACAAUGGGUUUCGCCCGCAUGACCCCAGUACAAGCAUCUGCUAUUCCACUCUUUAUGAGCCAUAAAGAUGUGGUGGUAGAAGCUGUGACAGGUAGUGGAAAGACCUUGUCUUUUUUGAUACCAAUUGUGGAAAAAUUGCUGCGGUUGGAUGAGCCCAUUAAGAAACAUCAUAUUGGGUCUAUCAUUGUUGCUCCAACGAGAGAAUUGGCGUCUCAAAUCUAUAAUGUUCUCCUAUCCCUCUUGGAGUUCCAUGGCCCCUCCGCAUCCGUUAUCAAACCAGCCGAUGAGACAGAGGAAGGCGUCAAAAAAUACCCAUCUUCGACACUAAAAGUCAUCCCACAACUUCUCCUAGGCGGCACGACAACACCUGCCGAAGAUUUGAGCCAAUUUUUGAAAAGGUCGCCAAAUGUCCUUGUUGGAACACCCGGCAGACUGCUCGAGCUUCUUUCGUCACCACACGUACACUGCCCUCAAUCCUCAUUCGAAAUGCUGGUAUUUGAUGAAGCCGAUCGAUUGUUGGAUCUUGGUUUCAAGGAUGAUAUUUCGAAAAUACUUGGGAGACUUCCGAAACAGAGGCGAACAGGUUUGUUUAGUGCCAGUGUGAGCGAGGCUCUGGAUCAGAUCAUUCGAGUAGGCUUGCGGAACCCUGUCAAGAUUGCAGUGAAAGUGCGCGGGGCAUCUGGAGUGGAAGAGAAGCGUACUCCUGCUAGUUUACAAAUGACAUAUCUUGUCACACCUCCUACACACAAACUUCCCGCCGUCAAAAACAUCCUCGACGUAUUGGAACCUCGGCCACAAAAGACUAUUUUAUAUUUCUCGACAUGUGCAGGUGUCGACUACUUCCAAUAUAUAAUACCAUUAAUUCUCGGCAACGAGUUUACCGUCAUACCGCUUCAUGGGAAACACCCAGCCAAUGUGCGGCAAAAGAACUUUACUCGCUUCACCAAUUCUGUCACACCUACUGUACUCCUAACCACCGAUGUUGCGGCACGUGGAUUAGAUAUCCCAUCUGUUGACCUCGUCAUUCAGAUAGACCCUCCAUCCGACCCGAAAGCUUUCAUUCACCGCUGCGGACGAGCUGGUAGAGCGGGUCGUCGGGGACUGAGUAUCGUACUUCUCUCACCAGGCUGUGAAGAAGAUUAUGUUCCAUUUCUCGAGGUGCGAAAGACGCCAGUUACUUUAUAUGAAAAUCCGGCAUUUAAAACCACUGAUGAAGAUGCCCGCCAUGUAACGGAGAUAGCCCGAAAGGCAGUACUUUCAGACAGGUCGUACCAUGACAAAGCUCAAAAGGCAUUUGUCAGCUGGCUUCGAAGCUACAGCAAGCACCAAGCCAGCAGUAUCUUCCGUAUUGCUGACUUGGAUUGGGAGGCAUUGGGUCAUGCCUGGGGUUUAUUAAAAUUGCCCAAGAUGCCUGAAUUAAGGAAUUUCAAGGGGGAUAAGUUUCUCGGUGUGACACUUGACUGGGAUAAUUAUGCAUAUGCGGAUAAGCAGAGAGAAAAACAUCGUCUGGAAGCUCUAAAGGAAUACGAAGCAUCGAAAUUAGAUGAAAAUUCCAAGAAGCGACCUGCGGGUGAAAGUGUACCAUGGAGCCAGAACCUCGAGAAGAGGAAAGAGAGGGAACAGCGGCGAGAGAGGAAACGAGCACGGCGUGACAGGGAAAGAUGGGAUAAGAUGACCGAAGAAGAGAGACAAAAAGUUCGUGAGACCGAGGCAAUGGUUGAAAAUUUGCGAAAGGAGGCCGCGAAACGACGAGAGGCUGCCAAGGCAGCGCAAGAUAUGGAGGCAGAUGGGGGCGAAGACGAAUUCAAGGGUUUCGAUUAA
Messenger RNA from Talaromyces marneffei, 1908 nucleotides. RefSeq lists its product as uncharacterized. Lineage: Eukaryota; Fungi; Ascomycota; Eurotiomycetes; Eurotiales; Trichocomaceae. Bases 1 to 1908 code for a protein of 635 amino acids. The transcript has 3 exons. Gene Ontology annotation, molecular function: ATP binding; RNA helicase activity; nucleic acid binding. Gene Ontology annotation, cellular component: nucleolus. The record is from RefSeq and is a predicted model, not a curated record.